UUUAUACCUUCGGGUAUGUUCUUACCUCUGACUUCUUGCUUAUAACUUGGAAUGGCCAGAUGCUGCUGGCCACGAGGUUCUUGGCGUGAUGCCUGGUUGGAAUUCACUUGGUUUGUUGCAACAGUUCCCGAUCAAACAUGUUAAUUCUACAUACACAAGCAUUGUUAUUGAGUGCUGGGUCUUAUACAUGGAAGUAACACCUCUGACACACAAGUCAAAAAUCAUUGUUCUUGAUUAUCGAAGGCUGGGUCCAUGGAAAUAUCCUCUAUGGUGUUCCUUCCCUUGGACUUGUGUGCAAAAACUACUUAGUUUUGAUAGUUACUGUGAACUCGCAUUUGUGCAAGUUUUAACCAUUUAUCUUUUUAAACUUCUCCUCUAUAUCUAUAUAUAUAGGGGAGAAGUUCAAAAUGUUAAAACCAUCACAUAAAUCAAACUAAAGACGCGAUUCUAAAAUAAAUUUU
Messenger RNA from Marchantia polymorpha subsp. ruderalis, 461 nucleotides. The record is from the annotation of a GenBank genome assembly. NCBI's taxonomy places the organism in Eukaryota, Viridiplantae, Streptophyta, Marchantiopsida, Marchantiales, Marchantiaceae.